UUGAAAUAUCGAGCAGCAGGCGUUUUAAUGGUCUAAAGCCCUGUUACCAUGCGUUCAGUGAGGCUUGUUUAAUGGCUGCGCCAGACAAUGACAAAGCGCUCCAAGGGAUCAUCUUCACUCUCGCAGUACUUGUGGGGAAGUCAGGACAGAUUUGUCUUCCCAGAAGUGUUGCAUAUUUCUCACACAGAUGUAAAUGAGACUCUGCAGUAUGUAACUCGUGCUGCCAAUAAUUGCCUUCUGGAAAGAGUCGUGGCAGUCAUCAGUGGACAAUGUUCCACAUGGGUGUCAGCAACAAAGCAGCCUCCAGCCGCUCAAUCCAAAGUCUUCCGUGGAAGCCACUAGAAGCAUAGCUCGGCUCAGCGGAGGACCAGAAGUUGAGACAUCAGUGUGAACGAUGGAGGUGAAGGUGGAUGUACUUUCAGAAGACGUGGACUUCACCCAAAAUGGUGAUUGGUCCACGAUUCACAGCAGGGAUCCCAAAGGAACCAACAGCAACCUGAAGGUAACUAAUCAUCAGCAAAGGAACGAACAAAUGUUAAAUGCACAUUUCUAUUAACUGUGUUUGUUGUAUUGUUUAAAUCAAUGCUGCAGAAAUACAUCUCAGUUCCAAGCUUCUGCAGCCCCUCUGCAUGCACACCAAGCCCUUCAUUCUGUGUUUGUGUUUGUCGAGGUCAUGUUUGAGGAUGUGAUAGCAGAACCUCCCUCCGUGCGGAGCUUUGAUAGAGUUUGGCUGGGGAGUCACGCCCUGUUCGAGGUGUCCAGGCUGUGGUGCUACCGCUUCCUGUCUCUCCUGUUGGCUGUACCCAUGUCCCUGGCGGCGGGGGUCCUCUUUGCCAUGCUCAGCUGCCUCCACAUCUGGGUCAUCAUGCCCUGUCUGCAGCUUCUUCACAUCUAUAUGCACUGGAUCAAGGCUGUGUGGGCCAGCAUACUGAAUAUUUUUAUCAGUCCUUUCUUUAGCAGCGUUGGGAAGUGCUGUGGGCAAAUCAGGGUACAUCUCACAGAAGGUGGUGGAAGCAGAUGUUCAGACUGUGGGUAAAAAAACUGUUUUAUCAGAGACAAAGUCAACAAAUCACUUAAUAUUCCUUAUAUUUCCUCUCGUGUUCCAAGACCACAUCCCCCCAAGGAUAGUUUUUUCAUAAAUCAAACACAAAAGCGACAACAGAAAACUAAUAUGUAUCAAAAUGUGAGUCUUUGUGUCCAAGAGAGACAUUGGCUCAUUAUUUAUUGUCUUAUAGUGCAUUGGUAACAAGGUAAUUUCUCCUUUUUGGGAUAAAUACAGUUCCGUUCUAUACAUUUUUAUUUUAUUCCCUUCUAUUCCAUUCUAUUCUAUUCUAUUCAGUUACAUUCUGUUCUAUUCCCUUCUAU
This is a messenger RNA of Oryzias melastigma (Indian medaka), 1365 nucleotides long. RefSeq names its product caveolin-2-like. Bases 674 to 1036 code for a protein of 120 amino acids. Gene Ontology annotation, biological process: caveola assembly. The record is from RefSeq and is a predicted model, not a curated record. Gene Ontology annotation, molecular function: molecular adaptor activity. Gene Ontology annotation, cellular component: caveola. The transcript has 2 exons. NCBI's taxonomy places the organism in Eukaryota, Metazoa, Chordata, Actinopteri, Beloniformes, Adrianichthyidae.